CUGGUCAGAGCAACUACGGUAGAAUUAUUUUUUUGGAUAGCAUUAGCUGCAAUUGCAAUAUCAGAGCAAAUUCUCGCACCAAAUAUUCACAAAAAGUACCAUCAUAAAAAAUCUUCAACAGCGUAGAAAAUUUAAUAAUAUAAUAACAGUUGAAAUAUUGGAGACAAAAAAAAGUUUUAAAAAAACUUAACUCCUUUGCAACUUAAAAUAUAUUUGUUCAGUAACAAAAUUGGAAGAAAAAGCCAAAAACAUGACCGACUUUGACACCUCAGACGAAGUUUUGCCUUCCAACAUGGACUCCAAAAGAGCAAUCAGACUUUGUGGUUCGACUGAGGAUGUGGACACUGUUGUUGACUUGACUAAACAUGGAGACCCCCGAGUGAGGAGGAGCGCCCUGAAACAGAUGUUUCCCUGUAGGGUGAAGCAGGAUGUGGGUCCAUUUUGGGACAGGGUGUUUCAGAUGGUCAACGAGGAGGAUGAUGAUGUCAGAGGUCAAGUGCUGCACACCAUCUGUGAUGGAUCACCAACCCACCUGGAAUCGGAAGUUUCCGAUGCCCUGGAAGUAUUCAAUAGGGACCUCAAUUCGAAAAUCAGACGUCAAGCACACAAGGCACUCACGGCUUAUAGAAAGACGGGGAAAUGGAAUGUGCUUUGAGGAUUUUUUUUGAACUCGAAUCAAUUCUGAAUCACCGGAGCGAUAUCCCAAAACCAGGGGAAGUGUUCGGACCCAAUCAGACUAAUGUAUUGUAAGAGGAAGAGACAAUUGAGUUCACCAAACGCGCUCAAUUUGUCAAUGCCUUGGAUAGAAUUACUACUGAAGCAUUUAUAAAAACAACUGGCAUUAUUAGAUGCUAUUUAAAUGUCUUUUUAACUAUUAUUAAUAAACAAUUUUAAAAAAACUAAUAUUGAGAGUGCUUCAACAAAAUGUAGCUGUCAUAAUAAGUCAGUUUGAUUUGAUAUUGAUUACUAUGAAAUUAAAAAAAGGAUUGAAAAAUUGAGAGUUCUAUUUGGCCAACAUACAUAAACAGACUGUAAGGUUGAAUUGCUAGUACUGCAUCAAAAC
Messenger RNA from Symsagittifera roscoffensis, 1063 nucleotides. RefSeq lists its product as uncharacterized. The record is from RefSeq and is a predicted model, not a curated record. The coding region runs from base 251 to 655 and encodes 134 amino acids. The transcript is spliced from 2 exons. Lineage: Eukaryota; Metazoa; Xenacoelomorpha; Acoela; Convolutidae.